Molecule: messenger RNA, 1574 nt
Organism: Notothenia coriiceps (black rockcod)
Lineage: Eukaryota; Metazoa; Chordata; Actinopteri; Perciformes; Nototheniidae
Product: protein FAM208B-like
Exons: 5
Coding region: 519-941 (140 amino acids)
Biological process (GO): negative regulation of gene expression, epigenetic
Cellular component (GO): nucleoplasm
Source: RefSeq, a predicted model, not a curated record
AGACCGCCGUGAAAAUCCUACCCUGGUGCACUCGCAGCACUCACAUUCUAUGACUGAGUGACUCUCUGUAUCACGAUAGAUAUGAUAUCUCUGAAAAGGCAUAUCGUGGAGACCUAAUAUCGUCUCGACGAUAUAUAUCGUCAUAUCGCCCAUCCCUACCUUGAAUAUCCCCCUGUACACUUAUAUGCUUUCACAAAAUAUAUUAGAGCAAGCAGUGCAAGAUUUGCUAAUGAAAAUUGAUUUAAAAGUUUGAUUGAUUUCUCCUUGAUUUUCAAAAGGUACAAUUGGAGUCAGAGGGUCACACUGCUGUACAGCCAACCGACUUCUUCCUUGGUGAGGAUUGUCAUUCAUCUCUACUCAUCAUCCUCAGGAAUGAAGACAUUGCAGAGCACAUUUGUGAGGUCCCGCAUUUGCUUGAGCUCAGGAAGUCCCCAGUUGUGCAGUUCACUGGAAUUGACGAACCAGAUGAUGUUGUGAAUCUAACCCAUCAAGAGCUUUUCACAAGGGGUGGCUUUAUAAUGUUCGACAGAGCAGGCCUGGAGCACCUGAACCUUUGCAACAUCAAAAAGACUUCAGAGGUUUUGCAAGAGCUAAGCAAAACGGGGAAGUGGAAAUGGAUGUUGCACUACAGAGACAGCCGUUGGCUAAAAGAAAAUGCAAGGUUGAGUUUGGAGGGAAAGGAGAAGCAGAACUACCUGAACUGUUGCCAAGAAGCUGGAAUAUUGGAGGUCUUGCCUUAUCAUGAGUGCGACCUCAUGUCAAGAGAUGGGCCAGACUACCUUGCUUGCUUGGUCCGUUUGCAGGUCCAGAAUAUAUCAGCACGUUACCCUGUGUUUAUAACCGACACAACGGCAGAAAACGCAUUUGGAAAGAAAGGAAUAUUAACAAUGACUUUCGACUCUUUCCUGACGUAUUCUCCAAGCUUAACACGUACAGCCUGAACUGGAAAAAGUCAGAUGGCGUAUCUUAAGUUGUGCUAUUCAAGAACACAACAAUAACAAAAACUCACUCGAUGCGAGUAAUUUACCUUGAUAUGGUGAUUUCAAACCUACUACAUUUUAUUAUUUAUUUUUUGACGAGGCCUUCAGCAGUUAAUCUCUUUUGUAUGAAGCAAUUUAUUUGUUAUUUGACAUUAUUUUUCUAUAAUGGUUUGCAAUUUAUCGUUAUCAGUUAAUGGAUAGAGCUACACACAUAUUGAAAUAAAGGCAGGUGUAGUGUAUAUACUGUAUGCAUUUUGUAUAUUUUGUAAAUUGUAUUUUUACAGUGUAUACUAAGUUGUGUUGUGUUAAAUGUUGACUUCAUUCAAGGAGGUGAUACUGAAUGUUCAGUCUGCUUUGGUUAGGCAGGGUUUUUGUAUGAGCAUGGCUCAAAGAAGAACCUUCAGAUACAGCCAUGACAUUAGUGUUUCAGGCGGUUUCAAAUAUUUUAUAUAUUUAAGUAUUCUGACACUGAUUCUUAAUUAUUGACUUAUAUAUAGUUGAAGCUUAGCAAUUUAUCAUUUUGACUAUGCACUUGUGUUCAUAUUUCAUGACUGUAUAGAGAUAUUUUACUGAGAAUAAAGUGGUUUGUUUGUU